GCGUUGCGCAGUCCGGGUGCCCGGCAACCCCUCCCAUGUUCUCCGCUUGCUUGUUUCUCUCGCUCCCUCUCCGAGCUGCUCCACAGGUUGCGCUUCGUGUCACUGAACUGAAUCGUAAGCACUGCAGGCCACCCACUACAUGUAUGAAUGAUACCGUCGGUGUAACGAAGCUGCGUCGAUUUACAGGAGCGUGCUCCGUGCAUAGGAGGGCGAGCUAAUCGCAGUGCACGGUGACCAUCCCCUUCCCCUUGCACUGACGUAGUUCCUUGCUUCCUGUUCGUGCUUCGCCUACCGCAAGCUGAGAAGAUACGGACCCUGGGGUAGAUCGCGGCAUCAGCUCGGCCCGUAGCAGUGCUGCUGCCGCUGGUUGGCGAGUCCUGCUAUUUAUUUGGUUGGUUGGUUGGUUGAUUGCCGCCCGUAGCGGAGAGCUGCCGGUGGUUGGCGAGUCGUGCGCUAUUAGGUAUUUGUUUGGUUGAUUGACAAAAAAAUAAGAGAGCGGGUAGGUAUGGGUUUGGGAGACGCUAACGGCGUGCAGGUGCGGGGCUGCAAGUACGACCACCAUGGGUUGGCGUUCGCUACGCGCGCUCUCCAUUUCCAGGACGAGAACGAUCCUUACGGUGCGAAGAAUGCUCCCAUUUACCUGACGGCCACUUUCAAGCUUCCCUCCGUGACGAAGGCUGGGUCGUUUCUGUAUUCGCGGUUCGACAACCCGACGAGAUCGACGCUGGAGAAGCACAUUGCUCGGCUUCACGACGCGGACCGCGCGUUUUGCUUCUCGACGGGAAUGGCGGCUCUGACGACGGUGAUGCAGAUGGUGGAGGUUGGCGACGAGAUCGUGGCGGAUGACGACAUCUACGGCGGGACCGACAGGCUGCUGACCAGCCUCGUCACCCGGUGGGGCGUGACGGUGAAGCGCGCCAACACCAGCAAUCUGGACGAGAUCCGCGGGGCCGUGACGCCGAAGACGAAGCUCGUGUUCCUGGAGAUCGCGACGAACCCUCUCUUGCAGAUCACGGACAUCGCCGCCAUCGCCGAGAUCGCGCACCGGAGCGGCGCGCUGGUCGUGGUGGACAACAGCAUCAUGUCGUCGGCGCUCUCGCGGCCGCUGGAUCACGGCGCGGACAUCGUGAUGGAGUCGCUGACGAAGUUCAUGUCUGGGCACAGCGACGUGAUGGGCGGCUUCCUGGCGGUCAGGGGCGAGCAGCUCGCCAAGGACAUCCACUUCCUCCAGUCCGCGGAGGGCGCGUGYCUGAGCCCGYUCGACAGCUUCCUGRUCCUGAGGGGCAUGCAGACAUUGUCUUUGCGAGUGGAGAAGGCUCAGGAGAACGCGCAGGUCAUCGCGGAGUGGCUGGCGAAGCACCCGCUGGUGAAGAAGGUGCUCUACCUGGGGCUGCCCGGCUUCCCCGACCGGGAGCUGCACUUCAAGCAGUGCUCCGGCGCGGGAUCGGUGCUGUGCUUCGUCACGGGAGACGUGGAGCUGUCCAAGCUGGUGGCGGACGGCGUCGAGGUGUUCCAGAAGACGGUGAGCUUCGGCAGCGUGGGGUCGCUGAUCAGCCUGCCGUGCUUCAUGUCGCACGCUGCGGUUCCCAAGGCCAUCCGCGAGUCCAGGGGCCUUCCGGACGAUCUGGUGCGGCUGGGCGUGGGAAUAGAGUGCGUGGGCGAUCUGAUCAACGACUUGGAUCACGCGUUCAAGAAGGCCAUGGCGAAGUUUGGAGGGCAGGCGCAGCCCAAGUUCGAGCCCAUCCCAUCGGGCACGUUCGUCUACAAGCCCCGAUUCCAGUAGAUCGUCCUCAUCCCCCGGCGGCUGAGAGGCUAGAACUUAGAAAGCGCUAUGAUUACGGAUGGAAGGGUUUUCCCGCGGCACGGGGGCCGCCUGCUCCGUCAAAUCGUCGGCAGCUUCGGAGAAUGGAUUCACGCGCCACGUGUCAGCUUACGGCGUAACUUAGCGGCCCCUCUUUUCUCUUCGACGGGCGGAAGGAGUUCAGAGGCGGUGUGGGUUGUGGUCCCGAACGCUUUUUUUUUUUUUUUCCCUCCUACUUCAAAUGUUUGUAAGAACGACAGCUGUAAGGUCUGCCGUGUCGUCAAGGCUGGCCGUGAUAAAUUUCCUUCACUGCGAUCAGGACAUAGGACUGGUGGCUUUGGAGUGCGAGCAAACUGUCUGCGGGUUUUCUUCGCUCCCGCCUGCCGUUUUUCAGUAGCGGCCCUGCUCAGUGAUAGAAGGUAGAAAGCUUUAGUUGUGCAUAGCGAGGGAAACCAUUGAUUACGCGAAGCGAGGCAGUCCCUUUACGUUCCCGCUUUUUUUCUCGCCGUAUUCAAGUUGAGUCGGCUUUGGCUUGCGCGCUCGUAACGAGUUCUGAUUAGAUAGGUGUUUUUUUCAUGAUGGUGCAACCGCACAAGGGUUGUACUGCCAAUUUAUCGACGUAGCUUAGCAGCUACUACCUCAUAUCCCCCCCAACAGAACUCCUUAUCAUGUUGAAUUUGUGCAUGCUCCUGCUCCAUCCCAUCAUGGGUAAACACAGUCGUGAUAACAUGUCGGGGAGUAACUGUUAUGAUCGGGGGUGCGCGGGAACAAUAAAAGUAAGGUGGGGUGUCCACAGGGGAGUAUCGCAGAAUAUGUGGUGUUAAGGGGCAUGGGGGAAGAAGUUGGAGACCCCCGCGUGAAACAGGACGGGUUUUCCCGAAUAAGAAGAUCGUCAUGAUGAGACCGGAGGAGGAGGAACGAAGCAGGGGGCUCCUACUGACGAUCGACUUCUGCGGAAGCUGAUGAUGUGCUUCAGACAUUCUCUGGACUUCCAUCAUGUCCUCUCCAGAAACCAAGAAAUGUGUCGAACAUGUUUUUUUCAGUUUGCCUGUCACUUGAGAUUUCUCCACUCUUUGCUAUCCCCGAGGUCGCGUAGCAUUUUUCUCCUUCACAAGUGAUAUGCAUAUUGCUCUUUCCG
Molecule: messenger RNA, 2939 nt
Organism: Chara braunii
Lineage: Eukaryota; Viridiplantae; Streptophyta; Charophyceae; Charales; Characeae
Source: the annotation of a GenBank genome assembly